Messenger RNA from Symbiodinium sp. CCMP2456, 381 nucleotides. The record is from the annotation of a GenBank genome assembly. Lineage: Eukaryota; Dinophyceae; Suessiales; Symbiodiniaceae.
AUGCCGCUGCCCUACGAGGUGCAGGAGGCGAAUGGCAGCGCCAAGUUUGACAAGGCGAAACAGACUUUGACCCUGGAACUCCCUGUCGUCCCGAAGAUGCCAGACCCCGAGGCGCUGGCAGCGGCACAGCGCCUCCAAGGUUUGGGCACGCUCACCGGCGAUGGUGAUGGCGACGUAAGUGACCACGAGCAACAGGAGCCGGAGCUUCCUCCGCUAGAGGAGCCCGGCGAUGCGAAGGAGAAGCCCAUAGAGGAGUCAGAGGAUCCUCCGGUGGUUGAGGUGGAAGAGCCCCGGAUGGAAGAGACGGUCCAGGAGCCCAAACGUCCACUCCUUGAGCUGGAUGGCGCAGGCGGCUCCUUGAGACUGGCACAGACAAUGGAG